Conger conger (European conger) is the source of this 615-nucleotide messenger RNA. It is a transcript of the gene igf3, whose product is annotated as insulin-like growth factor 3. Gene Ontology annotation, cellular component: extracellular region. NCBI's taxonomy places the organism in Eukaryota, Metazoa, Chordata, Actinopteri, Anguilliformes, Congridae. The coding region runs from base 13 to 615 and encodes 200 amino acids. The transcript is spliced from 4 exons. Gene Ontology annotation, molecular function: hormone activity. The record is from RefSeq and is a predicted model, not a curated record.
UUUUCCUGCGUCAUGCGGUCCUCCCCACAGCCCGCUCUCUGCCCACCCGCCAGGCGCUGCCCGCUGAAGGUGUGUUGGUGGAGGAGCGUGUGUGUGCUGUACCCUGUGCUGUGUCUGGUCGCUCUCCCCAGCAGACCAGAGGCAGUGAAGGCUCGCUGUGGCCGGGAGCUGGUAGCAGAUCUGGAGUUUGUGUGCGGAGACAGAGGCUUCUACCGGGGGAAGGUGUCGGGAGGCCGGCACGGGGCGAGACUGCGCGGGAGGGGCAUCGUGGAGCAGUGCUGUCUGCGGGCCUGCGACCUGCAGCACUUAGAGGCAUACUGCGCCAAGCCCGCCCGCAACCGCCGGCACGCGCCCAGCCACGCGCCCAGCCACGCCCCGCCGCCCUCAACGGAGGUGCUGUUCCAGGCGGUUCUGCGGAAGAGGAUCUGGGCUCUGUACAGACCCGCUCUGGCCGGAGCGCAGCCUCUCCCGGGCGCCCUGACGCAGCGGCUCCAGCCUCUCCCGGGCGCCCUGACGCAGCGGCUCCAGACGAGGCGUGCACAGCGCAGGCACAGGCCCGGGCAGCCCGGGACAGAGCGACACACAGACUGGAAGACGGCUCUCUCAGAACAGUAG